This is a messenger RNA of Myxocyprinus asiaticus (Chinese sucker), 2318 nucleotides long. RefSeq lists its product as uncharacterized. The transcript has 6 exons. The coding region runs from base 189 to 1010 and encodes 273 amino acids. NCBI's taxonomy places the organism in Eukaryota, Metazoa, Chordata, Actinopteri, Cypriniformes, Catostomidae. The record is from RefSeq and is a predicted model, not a curated record. Gene Ontology annotation, molecular function: protein binding.
AUGACGUCCAAAGCUAGUGCUCCUUGGUCCAAAGACAAGCAUGAAUAACAACGAAAUGUGUUACAUUUGAUUCUUAAAUAUUAUAUUCGUGUGACGUUUGCGCGGUUGUUGUCGCUUGUUAGCGUAUCUUUCGUGAGUCUGUGAGACGCGUCAGUGGGUGGGAGUGAAUUCACACACGUAUUUUUAUUAUGGAGAUUCUGGGCAGCACUUUUGAUGAUUCUGUGUUUGAGGAAUCACGCAACAGAGUCUCAGCGGCAGCUCUGCCUACAUACGAGCCCAAACUCUGCGAACCUCUGUGGUUUUGUCACAAUGAAAAUAUCGAAGAUGCAUUACAGGAGCAAAAAACCCUUAAAUAUCGAGGGGAUCUGGCGUACAGGAGAAAACAGUAUCAGUUGGCUCUGGAUGAGUACACAUCCUGCCUCUCUCUGGUACCUGGUGGAAACACAUCAGUUAAGAGAGAUGUGCUGGAAGGGAUUGCACGAUGUUACUGUCAUCUGGGAAGAAAAGAAGAGGCUCUAAAUGCCUGCGAGAUGCUGAGGCUAGAAGUAUCCAACACCUGUCACCUCACCUGCCUCCUUCAGUUGGAACUGAGCAUUCAUGAACAUUAUAGAGAUCUUACAAACAGCAUCUCCAGCCUGCAGCAGUUGUGCUGCCUGCAUCCGUACCACCCAUGGCACUGGCUGAAUCUGGCCAAGAGCUAUCAGAGACUCCUGGAGUCUGAUACCUGCUCAGAGAGAUCCAGACAUUUCCACCCCAACAGAACUGAGAAAGAACGUGACAAGAAAUCGAUGACAAAUAACAUUUUAGAACUGAAGACCAUCAUGUGCUUUAUUAGAACAAGGCUGCUCAUUGACAUCCUGAGGAUUCAGCAGUUCUCAUUUGUGCUGGAGAACAGCCAAAGGGCUCUUCAAGACAUUGAGGAAGCACUACAUGUUCUGCAGCCAGAGGAGAAAACGCUUCAAACGAUUUCUGAGCUAAACAGACGCAACAACACCCAUGAUGUCACAUAGAUGGUUCAGAAACCUUGUCCAAUCAAAUGCUUUCUAGAACUAAAUCGGACCCUCCCCCAGCAUCUGUUCAGUGCGCCCUUGUGAAUGGGCUGCAACAACACGGGAGCUGGAUGCGAGAGAAGUUGCUGGAGUUUUAUUUAUAUUUUGUGUGCAGCCGGAGGUUUCUUUAUUCUUUUUGCUUAGUGUAAUGUGAUUCAAAACAGAGAUAUAUUAUUACUCGCUUUAUUCAUCUUGCAAAAUGGCUCCAGCGUCGUGGAAAGCAAAGGCCGUGAUGUGCUGUGUGCGUUUGUGGGCUGGUUAUGGAUUAAUGCUGUCAGAUCAUAGUUUGGUUCUAAAAGUCAGUGGAAAAGCUGGCCAGUAUUGAGAUCGUUUCUCAAGUUUCCACUGUAAGCGGCUCUGACAUUAGCAGCAUUGUGGAAAGGGGUGUGUGUUUGUGUGGGUGUCUGUAAACUAAAGCCCUUUGGCUAGUUUUAAAAGCUAUUUUUCCCCACUUCCUGUUCUAGUAGGAAAUGUGUCAAAACACCAAAUCGAACCAUGCUCGUCAGAGCUUUUCAAGGGGCCUUUAAGUCUUUUUUUAUCAUAAAUUUUCCUCCAUUCCCAAUAGGGGCGAUAUGCAUGGAGAAUGUGAAUCACCAAAAACAUAAGGAGAAAAAAAAAAGUGAUGGAAAAGGGACUUAAAUAUUGAUCUGUUUCUUGCCCGCACCUAUCAUAUCGCUUCAGAAGAUAUGGAUUUAACCACCAGAAGAGUACUUUUAUGUUGCCCAUAUGUGGAUUUUAGAGCUUCAAAACUUUGUGUUCAGCAGAAUAAAGAAAGUCAUACACAUCUGGGAUGGCAUGAGGGUGAGUAAAUGAUGAGAGUAUUUUCAUUUUUGGGUGAACUAUCCCUUUAAGGAUAGUUUUGUGACUUCAGUACAAAUGAAAGUGAAUGCAUACAGGUGCUGCCAGCUACAAUAAUGACUAAUAUAGUAUUAUAGAAAGUUGUUCAUACGACUUGUGCACUAUAUGCCAAGUCUUCUGAAGCUACACAAUAGCUUUGUAUGAGGAACAGACCGAAAUUUAAAUCGUUAUUUACUGAAAAUCUUCCCCUCUGCACUUUUAAAUUUCAAACUUUAAUUAAGAUCUGUUCCUCCCACAAUGCCAUAGUAUGUCUUCAGAAGACUUGGAAUAUAGUGCAAUAGUCAUAUGUAAUAUUUUUGAUACUUAUGGUGCUUUUUUUUUUUUUUUUUUCAUUUUUUGGAGUGUAAGAGCCCCUGGUCACUGUAUGGAGUCAUUGGAUAGAAAAGAGCAAUGUUAAUAUUAUUUAAAAUA